This is a messenger RNA of Rhea pennata, 933 nucleotides long. It is a transcript of the gene RAB13, whose product is annotated as RAB13, member RAS oncogene family. Gene Ontology annotation, molecular function: GTPase activity; GTP binding. NCBI's taxonomy places the organism in Eukaryota, Metazoa, Chordata, Aves, Rheiformes, Rheidae. The record is from RefSeq and is a predicted model, not a curated record. Bases 58 to 660 code for a protein of 200 amino acids. Gene Ontology annotation, biological process: protein secretion; regulation of exocytosis; Golgi vesicle fusion to target membrane. The transcript is spliced from 8 exons. Gene Ontology annotation, cellular component: synaptic vesicle; endosome; plasma membrane.
GCCGGGCCGGGGCCGCCGUCGCGGCCGCGGGGCAGAGCGGCCCGGCGGGCGGGGGCCAUGGCCAAGGCCUACGACCACCUCUUCAAGCUGCUGCUGAUCGGCGACAGCGGCGUGGGCAAGACCUGCCUCAUCAUCCGCUUCGCCGAGGACAACUUCACCAGCACCUACAUCUCCACCAUCGGGAUCGACUUCAAAAUCCGGACAGUGGAAAUUGAAGGGAAGAAGAUCAAACUGCAGGUCUGGGACACAGCAGGGCAGGAGAGGUUCAAAACCAUCACAACAGCCUACUACCGCGGAGCCAUGGGCAUCAUCCUUGUGUACGACAUCACGGACAAAAAGUCCUUCGAGAACAUCCAGAACUGGAUGAAGAGCAUCAAGGAGAACGCAUCAGCCGGGGUUGAGCGUCUCCUCAUCGGCAACAAGUGUGACAUGGAGAGCAAGCGAAAGGUGCAGCGGGAGGAUGCUGAGAAGCUGGCGAAGGAGUAUGGGAUCCGCUUCUUCGAGACCAGUGCCAAGUCCAGCAUGAAUGUGGAAGAGGCCUUCAACACCCUGGCGCGGGACAUCCUGCUGAAAACCUCCCGGAAAGCGGGUCAAAGCAACAAGCCCUCCCUGGACUUGGGCUCCCAGAAGAAGGGCAGCAGUAAAUGCUCCGUGGUGUAAGAGAAGGCACACUGCGGAGCAUGGUGCAACGGUCCCGGCCUCCCCUCCUCUCCACCAGCCUCCGCCUGCUGCAGGACAGCGCGGGCACCUCUCCCCGGAGCAGAGGCCGGGCACUGGGGCUGCACCAGGCCGGGGGACCUCACCGCGCCUGCCAGGGCGCAGAAUGUCCCGAGCCAGCCAGCCCGGGGUGGCAGUGGUGCUCGGUGCCGGGAGCAGGGCUGGGCGCUGCGCGGCCACCGCAUCUCGGUGCUAUAAAGCCCAGCUUGUGCCUUG